CCGAGCCCUGAGUCGCAGCCUCCGGCAUGUCCGGGCAGUGAUCCCUUAGACUCCGACGUGUUGUGUCAGUGCACCGCUCCGUUCGCGUCGUACCUCGAAAGAUGGCGGUCGUGGUGCGGAUCGGCAUGUUGCGGCAGUAUCUAGCCUCCAUUUUGGUGAACCUACUCGGUGUUGGCUACGGUACGGUGAGUGGUUGGAGUUCGGCGGCAUUACCACUGCUCGAGUCGGCCGACCAGAGCCCACUGGCCGACCAUGGUCCGAUCAGCCCGGAGGAAUCCUCCUGGAUCGGUGGAGCGCUCUGCAUCGGUGGUAUCGUCGGUACGUUCGUGGGUGGGCUGCUGGUCGAUCGGAUUGGGCGCAAGUGGACGGCCUGGUUGGCCGGAUUUCCGCUUGUUGCUGCCUGGACGUUGGUCCUGCUGGCGGAUCACCCCGGGUAUCUGAUGGGAACACGGUUCCUGGGUGGUCUGGCCGGUGGCAUCCAGUACGUGGCGAUACCACUGUACGUCCCGGAGCUGGCCGAAACAAGUAACCGUGGCGCUCUCGGCUCGCUGCUUGUCCUUUCCUGCUGUGUCGGGGUCGAGCUGGCGUACCUGGCCGGCGCUUUCCUGCCCUACCGUACCAUCGCUUGGGUUUGCCUCGCCGUACCGCUCAUCUUUCUACUUACCUUCUACUUUAUGCCCGAAUCACCGCACUAUCUGGCCAGCCGCCGGCGUUACCAGGCAGCAGAACGGUCGCUCCGGUUUUACCGGACCAUUCGCACCGGAACGGUCGUCACGAUGUCGGCCGAGUUCGAGGAAGAGUUGAGCAGAUUCCAACCGGCCGGUGGCAAACUGAAGUACCCCGCCGAAAGGACUACCAACCAGCAUCCGGACCAGCACCAGACACCAGGAGCGACACCACGACGACUCCGAUGGACAGAUUUCAAUACCAAUCAUGCCCGGCGCGCCUUCCUGAUCUGCCUGUUCUUCAUGACGCUCAACCAGUUCUGCGGUUGCUUCUAUAUGAUGAACUAUGCCGGAUCGGUUUUCGCCGGUUCGGGUGCCGGUCCGGGCGACGGGCCGGGCCUCUCCGCCAACCAGUCGGUGAUCGUCGUCGGACUGAUUCAACUUUGCGGCUGCUACGCGUCGACGCUGCUGGUCGAUCGGUUGGGACGUAAGCUUCUGUUGGUCAUCUCGUCGCUCGGUGUGGCCAUCGGUCAGUCGGUGUUUGCUGGCUACUGCUACGGGCAGACGUUGGGCUACGAUUUGAGCAUGGUCCGUUGGUUGCCGCUGGUGUGCUUUUCGGCUGUAACCUUCGUCGGUUCGUUGGGCGUUUUGUCACUACCGUUCGUGAUCCUGGGUGAAAUCAUGCCACAGCAGAUCAAAGGAUUUGCCACCACGUUCUGUAUGGCCUUCAAUUGGACGCUAGCAUUCCUAGCCCUCAAGUAUUUCGGCAGCAUCGGAAUUGUGUUCGGCAUGCAUGUAAUGCUGUCAAUGUUUGCCAUCAGCUCACUGAUCGGAGCCAUCUUCACGCUGCUGGUGCUACCGGAGACAAAGGGCAAAAGCUUCGAACAGAUCCAGCAACUGAUGGAACGAUGAUAGCCGCCUGCAGCCUGCCAAACGCUUCAAUUGAAGGUUGCGACGCUCCAUCUUCCCAUUCAUUCAUAAAUAAAGCAAAAAACCCGGAAAAAAGAAUCAAAAAAGACUUCAGACAGAACCAAAAAACAAAAAAGGGAGAAAGCGUUUCCAGACAAGCUUUCAGAGGGGAGCAA
Anopheles darlingi is the source of this 1750-nucleotide messenger RNA. Its product is annotated as facilitated trehalose transporter Tret1-like. Gene Ontology annotation, cellular component: membrane. The record is from RefSeq and is a predicted model, not a curated record. Gene Ontology annotation, biological process: carbohydrate transport; transmembrane transport. Gene Ontology annotation, molecular function: sugar transmembrane transporter activity. The transcript has 8 exons. The coding region runs from base 102 to 1577 and encodes 491 amino acids. Lineage: Eukaryota; Metazoa; Arthropoda; Insecta; Diptera; Culicidae.